Messenger RNA from Nerophis lumbriciformis (worm pipefish), 7638 nucleotides. NCBI's taxonomy places the organism in Eukaryota, Metazoa, Chordata, Actinopteri, Syngnathiformes, Syngnathidae. The record is from RefSeq and is a predicted model, not a curated record.
AUGCUGUUCCUUUAUAAUCUCAGAGACGAAGGAAGUGGUGCCUCGGUAAAGGUGAAGGGUCUUUCUAAGGCAGCUCUCAUCAAAAGUCUGUCUCCUAGAGUCAUGCUGUCCAACCAACUUUUGCCCAAAGGGACCAAGAUGAAGGUCAAUCUGGAAGAUCAGACUCGUCAGAAAGUGUCCUUCAGCUUCUCACAGACCAAGAAGCCACUUCACAGCAUUUUCGUUAUCCCUUCCAGUCCUGAAAAGUCUGACACUGAAACUGACACUGCCUCAUCCCAGCCAACUAUUGACAAAGGAAGGGCCUCCGACGGUAAAAAGGAACAUAAGCAGACUUGUCCAGUGCCAAUUUCAACGGAACAUACAUCUUCACAGGUUCCAAGCUUUGCUGCAAAGCUGAAAAUUGACUUGGCAAAAAUGCAUUUCAAGAAGCAAAUACUCAGUGUGUCUGUGACAAGAGAAAAACCAACGUCUGUUUUUCGGGACGAGAAACCUGCUUCUAAUUUGCUGGUGAUGCCAAAAUCGGCAAGUAACAGCGAAACCAAAUUCUCAUCUUCCCAGCAUCAGAACCCUGCAAGUGUCUCCCCCUCUGAUGGUUCUCGUCAUCACUCUUCUGAGAGCCAGACAACCUCGAGUCUCAAGAAAACUACUUCCUCCUCAGGAAAAGAGGAUAACAGUUCCAGUUAUGAGCAGGAUAAAAAUGUAUACAAAAGGAAAACCAGGUCACAAACUGAAAGUGUUUCUACACGAACAGACGCUGAAGAUCCAACCCCAAUGUCUUCCAGACGCAAAUCAAGUGACUUCAAAAGUAAAACAAAUUUGGAAAGCAGUGGCAAACCAGUAACAUCAAAGUCAUCGUCAAGGUCACAAGGGGUAGAAAAAGAAAGGAGUUUAUCAAAACGGUCUGAGAAUCAUGAAAGGUCAUCUAGUUAUACAAAAUCAGACCGUGAUUCUAGAUACACAUCAUCGCGUUCACUACGAUCAGACAAAGAUCGAAGAAGAUCUAGAUCCAGGUCUAGAUCAAGGUCUAGAUCUAGAGGCUCUCGUACCAGUUCAUCUCACUCAAGAUCAGAGAGAUCAAGAUGCGAAAGAGCAUCACGCUCAGAAAGGGCCUAUUAUCAUGAUUCCGAUCGUAGAUCAUACAGGAGUUCUCCACGUAGAGACAGAAGACGAUCUCGUUCUCGCAAUGACAGAAAUCGUGACACUUCAGAUUCUGAAGAUGACCAUCGCAAGACGAGGACAAGGACAAGUGAAUCCAAUAGAUCAUCCACCUAUUCAAAGUCCUCUUCGUACUCAAAAUCUGACAAAACAACUAAAUCUAUAGAAUCGUCACAUUUGUCAGAGUCAGAUAAAAGAAGUCAAACCUCAUCCAUGUAUGAAAGGACUUCAAAGCGGCUGUCAGACUCUGACUGCCAGCGCAAACGCUCUCCAGUUUUAGAAUCAAGGCAUUAUAAAGCUAGCACCCAUCAUUCAAUAGAUACCAACAAAAAAUCAAAUUCCUCUUCUCAACAUACCCACAUGGAUAGUGAAAAACAUGAACAUGAAAAUCACCCAAAAAGCAGCUCUAGUCACACUGAGACUGAUCAUAGGACAAAUUCUCAGGCAAGUUCUAGUUUGGAGGAAACAUCUAAAGAAAAGAAAACUCAUCUGCUUGAUUCUAAACAGACAACCUGCUCAACUGCAGAUGAAACCAGUGAACAUGAUAGACAAUCAAAAGACAUAUUUUAUAGCCCCAAUGACAAACUAAUACAUGAAGCUUCUCUAAAACCCUAUUCAGUAGAAGAAAAUAUUAUGAACUGUAAUCAAGAGAGAAGUCUGACUGACCACCAGAAUGGUGAAUUGACAGAAACACAAUCUGACAAAUUAGAUGGACCAAAAUUAAGUUUUGAAGUGGAGAAAGAAAAUGCACCAGAAAUGAAUACAAACGACAGCAAAGUAAAUGCCACCCUAAUAGAAGUAAAUAUUGAGGAUCCUCUUCAUCCUCAAAUCAUAGCAAAUGAUCAUUUAAACGAAGCUGCUCAAAUUUUAGUAAAUAGUAAUGAUGGCAUAGUAUGCAACAUGAACGAAAUUGAAUUUUCCCAAGUGUCAAAGCUUGUAAUUAAUACAAUUGAUACACUUGCCACAAAUGACACUCAUAACUCUGAACCACAAAGUGAACAAAGUAAUGUUGAUGCUACUUCUGAGCAGGCCAAAACAAUUGCACCACUGCAUUCAGACCAACCAUAUAAAACUGAGACUCUGAUGACUCUUGAACAAAACAGAGAGAACGCUAAAAAGAACAGUCCAACUAAAAAGUCUCGAUGGGAUAUCGUUGGGCAGGAUGGCCUAGAUUGUGAAGAUUCACAUGAGACACUUUGUGCUGAACUACCCAAAAAGAUCUCUGAACAAAAAAUGGAGUCAACCAAAAAUCAAAGUCCUCUAGUAAUGAUUGGGAGCAUGCAGGAAAUUGAAACACUUUCCACACUUGCGCAAGAGGUGAUGAGGCCAGAGAAGACGGUGAGUUACGACCAUGGGGAGCCUUCCGAUAUCGCUGGUGUAGACAAUUCUCAAAAAACAAGCUUAGACCAGCCUCUGUGCAACAGUGCCGCAACACAGGUCAACAGUGCCGCUACACAGGUCAACAGUGGUGCACUGAUUGAGAGCUGGAAUGGAAACAAGGAUGAAUUUAGAGACACUUUUCCCAAUCAGGUAAGCAGAGGAGGACAGAGUGAGGCUAGUGAUAGUGACAACUCUGAGUAUGACUCUGAUUGCAGUGAGGCAAUAAAACGAUUGCACUCUGUGGUGGUUGUGCCAAAGAAUUCUACUGUAACAAGUGAGUCGCAUGACACUGGACCCUCCUCAGGCAUUCAAAGUAUCUCAGACCUCCACACUGCUAAUGAAGUGCCCGACGUGAAUAGUCAUGAAGUUCAAUAUCAAGUAAGCACUCAACAAAAACUAGAGGGUGUUUCUUUCCACACUGGCACUCUUUGUCAAUCUCAGAGUAAUAUGAUUGACAGCACUAGUCACUUAGAGGGAUCCAGCUUUACUAAUGUUUCACAGCCGUAUGUGACUGGUCCUACCAAUUUUCACCAAGGUAUGUCUAAUAUCAUGCACGACCUAAACAGUUCUGUCCAUCACGACCAACUUCAAAUCCAGAAUUAUGUUAACAGCAGAGGUGAACUGUUGCUCCCUCAAAACCAACAAUCUGCCAGUGUUGAUGCCAAUGACAGGAUUGGAUUUAACCCAAGUUGGAGUUUUUCACAGUUAGAACAGCCCAGUAGUACAUAUCAACAGCCGGACAGCAGUCAUGGACCAUCAUUACCCCAAUCUAUACUUCCAGAACCCUUCCAUAGCGUCCAGCCGCAUGAAAACCACAGUGUCUCUUGGAAAUACCAGACCUCAGACACACACGUCCUUGUUUGUAAGGAUAAUGCAGGUCAAAUCCACCCGGACUCACUCACUAAUGAUCAUGAUGACUACUGCGGAGCUAAACCACCCAAUCUUUUCAAACCAACUGGUGACUACAGUGGACAUCCUGGAGUGUCAAGUUUUGUACAAGGUCAUGAGAUAAGCAGCAACAGCAGGUGCCCAGCCAUGCCUGACCCCCCGAGGGAAAAUAGCUUUAAGACGCACAGAAGCAGAGGCCCUCCCAAGAAACGACGGCCAGAGAUCGAGUCGGAUUCGGACAAUGAGGCUGAAGCCGGACCUACUGCCAAAAAAGAGCGGCAAGGAGAAAAUGAAGCUGCUAAAGAAACUCAAGUCAAAGUUGAGGUAGUCCGUCCGUCGCUCACGUUACAGCAAUUUCAAGACUCAAAUCGAUGGAAAGAGUUUGCCAAGACAAAGAGGAUGCCCCCUUAUUUUGACCUGAUAGAAGAGAAUCUGUACUUAACUGAGCGAAAGAAGAGCAAAUCUCACCGUGAUAUCAAGAGGAUGCAGUGUGAGUGCCCAAUACUACCCAAACAAGACCGUUUACAGGGCAUGAUGGCGUGUGGGGAGGACUGUUUAAAUCGUCUGCUGAUGAUUGAAUGCUCCUCACGGUGCUUGAAUGGGCACUAUUGCUCAAACCGACGCUUUCAAAUGAAGCAACAUGCAGACUUCGAAGUCAUCCUCACCGAAGACAAGGGCUGGGGUCUACGUGCGGCUAAGGACUUGCCAUCAAACACAUUUGUGCUUGAAUACUGUGGGGAAGUGUUGGACCACAAAGAGUUCAAAGCAAGAGUGAAAGAAUAUGCACGCAACAAGAACAUACAUUACUACUUCAUGGCACUAAAGAAUAAUGAGAUCAUCGAUGCAACACUUAAGGGUAAUUGUUCUCGGUUUAUGAACCAUAGCUGCGAGCCCAAUUGUGAGACCCAAAAGUGGACGGUCAAUGGCCAGCUUAGAGUUGGGUUCUUCACCACCAAGGCUGUUAGUGCAGGAGCUGAGCUGACAUUUGAUUACCAGUUUCAGAGAUAUGGGAAAGAAGCCCAGAAGUGCUUUUGUGGAGCCCCCAGCUGCAGAGGCUUCCUGGGAGGGGAGAACAGAGUCAGUGUCCGAGCAGCUGGAGGGAAGAUGAAGAAAGACCGAACUCGAAAGAACGCUCUUACAACAGUUGAUGAGGAACUGGAAGCGUUGCUUGAGAAUGGCGAAGGGCUUUAUGACGGGAAACAAGUCGUGUCCUUGUGUAGACUUAUGGUUCGCGUGGAAACCAUGGAGCAGAAACUCACCUGUCUCAAGCUCAUACAUGACACACAGAAUCCGUCAUGUUUGAAGCAGUUCUUAGAUCAUCACGGCUUGUCCUUGCUUUGGAUCUUCAUGGUGGAGAUUUCUGAAGCCAAGGGCAAUUGUGCCAAUAACAUCAAACUACAAUCGGAAAUUAUGAAGACUCUGGCUGUGCUACCCAUCUCCACAAAGAACAUGCUGGAAGAGAGUAAAGUCCUGACCUUUAUUCAGCGAUGGGCUGAAACAAAAGCGCUCCCUCAGCCCGUUGAGAUGGAUGGUUAUUCCAGCGAGAACACGUCUCGUGCUCAAACGCCCCUCAACACUCCUGAUGCUUCCAACUCCAAAUUGGGAGCAGAAUCUGACAAGGACACUUCGAAACCUGCUGUUUACAGACGUCUUAAAAUCAUCAGCGAAAACAGUCUGGACAGCGCACUCUCCGAUGCCAGCAAAGCAUCUGAUGGCAAGGAGGAAGAAGAGGAAGAAGAUGAUGACGAAGAGGAAGAAGCUACUCAAAGUGCGCAGCCUGAUGACAAACAGAAGUUAGAUGUUAUCGAUGAAACUGCUAAUGAAGUGAAAGAAACAACAGAAGAGCAGGUGAAAGAUUUCAAAGUAGAGAAACAGGAAGAGAUAGAAAUGGCUUCAAAUGUUGAACAACAAAUUAAUCUUAAAGAGGAAAAAGACCAAACAGAGUUGGGCGAGAAGCCGUGUGAGGUAAAAGUGGACAUGAGUGAUGAACCAAGUAAGGAACUUGAGGUAUCUACCAAACCAAGUGAAGAAGAGCUUACCAUUCAGGCACCAUCAGAAACAACAGAUAUCGAAAGUGACCAGCCUGAAGUUGAGAUUCAGAAACCGGAGGUUGGAUCAAUCCAAAUAGGUGUUCCUGAUGCUUCAGCUGAACAGCCUGUUACGGACAUGGUAGCCAAGACAGAAACACUGGAGACUGAUAAGCUGUCUGCUGGCCCUGAGACUCAACCAGAAGAACCUCCCAUCACUGUUGCUCCUCCAAGCUCUGACACAUCCGAGGUCAUUGUGCCCACUGAUGACACACCAGCACCUACGGAUCCUCCAGUGAUAGAAACACCUUCCCAGGAUGAAGAGGAAGGUGUUUCCGAUGUGGAGAGUGAGCGUAGCCAGGAGCCCCAGGUCAGUGCUUUGGACAUUAGCACUAUGGCCGCCAGGCUUUUGGCAAGCUGGAAGGAUCUCAAGGAGGUGUACAGAAUACCAAAGAAGACUCAAGUUGAGAAAGAAGCAAAUGAUCGAAGUCGAGAUCGUGACUCAAAUUUGACUCCACGCAACACCUCUGGUAGUCGAGAACGGGAAAGGGAACGUGAAAAGGAACGGGAAAGGGACAGAGACCAUGACCGAGAUUGGGACAGGGAGCGAGACAGAGAAAGGGAGAGAGAAAGAGAUCGUGACAGGGAGCGCGAUCGAGACAAAACUCCACGCAGCACCGAGAGACGGAGGCGAAGGUCCACAUCCCCACCCUCUUCCUAUGAGCGGAGCAGCCGGCGCACUGAGGAGCGGUUUGACCCAUCAAAGACACCGAGGGGAGUUGGCAGCAAGGAGCGCAACAAGCUGUCUACAGAGGAGCGCAGGAAGCUGUUUGAACAGGAGGUCGCUCAACGAGAAGCCCAGAAACAGCAGCAGCAGCUUCAGGAGCAGCAGCAGCAGCAACUCCAAACUAUGGCCUACGACCCCGCGUUGGCCUAUGCCUCCACUUCUGGCUUCAUCACCUACCCACCCGGAUACCCCCUGCAGACAUUUGUGGAUCCCACCAACCCCAAUGCAGGCAAAGUACUACUACCCACGCCGACAGCUGACCCCACCUUGACCUAUGAACAGACUACUUCCCAAAGACUUGUCUCAGAUCUUGGGCUUCCAUCGCCAUCAUCAACUUCACAACCCGCUCCUGUUUCUAAUAUCUCUCAGCACAUCACCUCCGCCAACCUCACCCCUGCUGACGACCCGCAAUACGCCCAGCCUGCCGUCGCAGCCCAGGACUCGAGCGUGUCUGUCCUCUCCGUGCCUGCCCAGGCGGUGCCUCAGGUCCAGGGCCAGCAGAGCUACACCACUCUAUGGGACCCCGCCACCCAGCAGGCAGUGACCGUGCAGACGCAGCCGACGCAGCAGUACACCGCGGCCCCGGCGCAGGGUCCCACGCAAACGGCCAUCUACUACCAAGGGCAGCCGUGCCAAACUAUCUAUAGCAUCCCUACUGCAUACCCUCAGACCAACACUCCAGUCAUUCAGGCAUACUCUGACCCUGCAGCCAGCUACCUACAUGGGCAAACAGUGUAUCCUGGACAUCAGCAGAAUGUGGUGGUGCAGCAGGGAGGCACAGUCACCACCAUCGUUACUUCACAAACUGUCCAGCAGGAAAUGAUCGUACCCAACAAUGUGAUAGAUCUGCCCCCUCCUUCUCCCCCAAAACCCAAAACUAUCAUUCUACCUCCGAACUGGAAAGUGGCCCGGGACCCUGAAGGAAAAAUCUACUAUUAUCAUAUUACAACAAGGCAAACUCAGUGGGAUCCUCCUACCUGGGACGGAAGUAGUGAUACCAAUCUGGACCACGACUCUGAGAUGGACCUCGGUACUCCCACUUAUGACGAGAACCCUUCCAAGUUCUCAACCAAAACAGCUGAAGCAGACACUUCCAGUGAAUUGGCAAAAAAGAGUAAAGAGACAUUCCGCAAAGAGAUGUCCCAGUUCAUUGUGCAAUGUUUAAAUCCUUAUCGGAAACCAGACUGCAAACUCGGCCGCAUCAGCAACACGGAGGACUUCAAACACCUAGCAAGAAAGCUAACCCACGGCGUCAUGAACAAGGAACUGAAGGCGUGCACCAACCCCGAGGACCUGGACUGCAACGAGAACGUCAAGCACAAGACCAAGGAGUACAUCAAGAAGUACAUGCAGCGCUUCGGCGCCGUGUACAAACCCAAGGAGGACACCGACGUCUACUGA